Messenger RNA from Aplysia californica (California sea hare), 2330 nucleotides. Its product is annotated as protein GPR107. Gene Ontology annotation, biological process: transport. NCBI's taxonomy places the organism in Eukaryota, Metazoa, Mollusca, Gastropoda, Aplysiida, Aplysiidae. Gene Ontology annotation, cellular component: membrane; Golgi apparatus. The record is from RefSeq and is a predicted model, not a curated record.
CAAACCGGAAGUCCAAACGUCAUAGUUUCCACUAUGGCGGAAGGGAUUGAUGUAAACAUCAUAAUGAACAUGCGAUCCUUAUUAGCUCUACUGUGUUUAGUUUUAUCGGUUCAGAGUGUUAGUGGAUGGAUUCACCACUUAAAGCUUGUUAACGAUGAACGUAGGCACAUUGCCCUCACCACCAGCUUUGGCUUUCUUCAAGGCGGGACCCUAGACGUCAACGUGACACUUUUCUCCUAUCACGGCACGCAUCAAAAUGAAACAAAUGCCAACUCUCCACAGUGCAAGUGGGGGGACCCGGGCAAGUCAGUCCAGUCUGUGUCCUUCCGAUUUGAUCUCCCCAAUCAGAGAAUCCUCAUAGACCGCCUCGGAGCAGAGGUUAAAAACUUGACGGUGACAGACACAAAGCGGACACUGUACCUGUACCAGCACGGGCUGGCUCAUGGGGAGGGGCCAGUGGCAGCCCCGAAACCAGCACCAACUCCUGCGUCGGAAACCAGCCCAACAGAUGUGACCGCUGCCGGGGCUGAUGGGGGAGGGAAGAAGACCACAGUGGCUACAAAAGAAGGCGGGGCGAGGAAGCGGAGAGAUGCCACAACUGAGGCGACCGCAGGAAAAGAAACAACGGUUGAUGACAAAGACAGAAAAGCGAACGGCGAGAAAGAUAAGAAAAAUGAGAAAGAUGAGAAAGACAAGGGAGGCACGCCUGCAGCUGGAGAGGGGAAGAAGACCGACGCAGCGGGUGCUGUGGCUGAGGCUACGAGUAAGGCUGUUGCUCCGACAACCAAUCCCGCGGAACAGAUGGAGCCGCAGUGGCUGCCCAUGACGAGGGAGCAGCUCCCCACAGGAGGUUACGUCUACAGGACCCAUUUCCUGGUGCACAUCAAGACUGUGGCAGAGGAAGGCCUCUACAGCUUCUUCUUCCACAACUGUAUGCACAAGUACCAGUCGCCCGUCAACCUCUCCCUGGACAUCGUUCAGGACAACAACGGCAACUACCUGUCGGCCGGGGAGAUGCCCAUCCCUGCCAUGUACUUUGUCAUGAGCAUCGUCUUCUUCAUCCUCACCGUGGCCUGGUUCUCCGUGCUGCGGAAGGCUGACAUGCGAGGCGCCCUCAUGUUCCUGACCAUCCUGCUGAUCGGUGCGGGCUGGGUGUUCAUCAAGCAUGUGUUCACCGAUCGUGAGAAGAAGCUGUUCCUGAUCGUUAUCCCCCUACAGAUCCUGGACAAUGUGGCGUGGGUGAUCAUGGAAGAGAGUGAGGAGGGGAACUCGUCUUACGACACCUGGCACAAGAUCUUCAUCGGGGUCGACCUGCUGUGCUGCUUCACCAUCUUCUUCCCCGUCAUCUGGUCGAUCAGACAUCUGCAGGAAGCCUCAAAGACAGACGGGAAGGCGGCCAUGAACCUUGUCAAGCUGAAGCUGUUCCGACACUACUACUUCCUGGUGACCUUGCCCUUCCACUACGGCUGGCUGGAGAACGUGUUCACUGAGACCUUCCUCCUCAUCUUCUUCGUGCUGAUUGGCUACAAGUUCCAGCCAAUGAGCGACAACCCGUACCUUCAAGUGCCCCAGGACAGCGACGAGGAGAUAGAGAUGGAGGAAGUUCUGACCAAGACGGGCUCCACAGAGACAGUGGUGCGUGUGAACCAGGGCCGGGGGGAGGAGGAAGGUGGGAGCUCCACGGCAGUCACCGUCAAGCAGCGAGAGAGCAGCCACGAGUACGACUGAGCGGGAAACUCUGGCCUUGGACACACUCAACUCAACUCAACUCGCUCUACUCUGUGAUGGAAAAAAAUAUAUGUAUAUAUAUCGUCGCGCUCAUAACAUAAGUUCGCAAAUCGUUUUUUAAAAAUAUUUUUUUUUAGUAGAGGGUUUUACGGCGCUCGCAACUGGAUAAGGUCAUAUGAGCGCCUAUAAAUGGUUUUUGGCCGGUUCUAACUUUUUUGGUUCUGAAAUGAAGAGCAGAGCUAGCUUGUGGUAAUAUAGUCCACUUGGACAAAAGAAUGAUCAUGGCACUCAUAUGACCUUAUGCAGUUGUGAGCGCUGCAAAAACUUUACUAAAACUAAAACUAAAAGAAGAAUCCAAAUAGAAAAUCCGCUGAGUGUACCAAAAUUCCAGCGUUUCCUGGAGUCAAUUGUUCGAAAGAAACCUUUUUUUAUUUCUCAUUUUUUCAGUAUGGCUAAAAAUGACUGAAGCAUUUAUCUUAUGUGCGUGGCGAUAUAAAUUCGCGUUGUGUAUUUUUAACUGUCGGGGGCAGGUGGCUGGAGGGUGCCACUGGCUGGUCCUACUUCUUUACUUUCCGUCUGUUGUUUCUGUCUGUCUGUCUUAC